Molecule: messenger RNA, 1203 nt
Organism: Coniosporium apollinis CBS 100218
Lineage: Eukaryota; Fungi; Ascomycota; Dothideomycetes
Exons: 4
Coding region: 1-1203 (400 amino acids)
Molecular function (GO): FAD binding
Source: RefSeq, a predicted model, not a curated record
AUGUAUUCUGGUGUCGGUUCCGCCAAUAUCGAAGACGGCAUUACCAUUGAUCUUUCGCGCUUGAAAGAGAUAACUCCUGCAGCCGAUCGGAGACAUGUGCGUGUUGGUGCCGGGAAUCUCUGGGGCGAAGUCUACUCCAGGCUGGAGAGCCUGGAUCUUGCACUUUCCGGGGGGUCUGCAAGCGGGGUCGGCGCUGGUGGCCUUACUCUUGGAGGAGGCUUGUCAACUUUUUCGCCCCGCAGCGGAUUCGUCUGCGACACGGUCCUGAACUACGAAGUUGUUCUCGCAUCUGGUGCCAUUGUUAACGCGAACGCGAACUCCCACUCCGACCUCUUCCGAGCUUUGAAGGGCGGUUCCAACAACUUCGGCGUGGUAACCCGCUUCGACUAUCCAACCGUGGAAGGGAGCUUUCAUUGGGGCGGCACCACUAUUCACAGUAUUUCCCAUCGCUCCAGUUUCCUAGACUCUGCAUUUAUCGACUUCGUUACGGAUCCGAACUACGAUCCCUACUCCAACUUAAUCCACAACUACGACUGGAGCGCCAACACCUCCUGGCUAAUCAUCAACAACAUCCAUUACACAAACGCGACACCGUACCCUGACGCCUUCGACAAGUUCCUCGAACCUCCACUGCUCUUCAACAGCUCGCUUCGCACGGCGCCCGUAAGCAGCUUUGCCGAUGAGGUUGACCGAUCUGACACAUCCGGGAAACUGAAUAACCCCGCUACGCUGACAGUCCGCCCCGAUUCCACGACGCUGAACCGGUUCCUCGAUCUUAACAUGGCAGCCGCAGAAUCUCUGAAGGCCAUUCAAGGGCUGAGCUGGAACGUACUCUUCCAGCCGCUAUCAUCUAGCAUGUUGACCAACAAGGGCCCCAACGUCUUGGGCAUCGAUGCAUCCGAGAGUCCCCUCGUCAACCUGUUCGUCGCUGCCGGGAUCGUGCCGUCAGCCGAUUCUGACUGGCAGGCCGACUUCGAUACAGUCAGGGAAGCUCUCAAAUCCAUCAUUGCGGAAGCGACGACCGAAGCCAAGCGGUUGAAUGUCUGGCACCCCUUCAUCUAUUUGCCCUAUGCGGCGGCGUGGCAGGAUCCCAUUGAGAGCUAUGGAAGGGAGGAUGUGGCGUUCUUGAGACGGGUGAGUCGGAGGUAUGACCCGAGGGGCGUGUUCCAGAGGUUGGUGCCUGGAGGAUUUAAACUGUGGUAG